AUGGUCAUUUCACUCCUCACAGACUUCAGACGGACGGAGUCUCGAGUGUACACAGUGCAAGCUGUCGUUGCACUGCUGACGUUGUUGUGCGUGCUCUUCGCUGUGGCUGUCAACGAGCUAUGCGCUGGCGUCAACUACUCCACGAUACCCCUUGCUGAAGAGAAAGUUUGCUUGAAGACCAGGAAGUCGAUCUUACAAGCCCUUCAGUCAAUCUGCACUGUGAUCUCCGUCUUGUUGAUAGUCUACAGGAUGUUUCUUGCCCGGAAACUGCAGAGAGAGCACGAGUUGUUCCUGUCACAGAAGCUUGCUGACGACAUACAGCAUGAGCAAGAGUUUGUGAAAGCUUCGGUGCUGUCUUGGGGGAACGCGCUGGAGCUGAUAGUAAACUGCCUGCACGUCUUUCCAGGAACCAGCGGAUCGGUUGCUUUCUACGUCAACUCCAAGAAGUUGUUUUACAGCGUCGAGUCUCUCCUUUGCGUCGUCACCUUGCUUCGCCUUUACGAGCUCCUCCUGCUCCUUCUCAUGCUUCUCUACAAGCUCACCUUGUCUCAGGUAGGAACCAACUGA
This is a messenger RNA of Guillardia theta CCMP2712, 567 nucleotides long. RefSeq lists its product as hypothetical. The record is from RefSeq and is a predicted model, not a curated record. The coding region runs from base 1 to 567 and encodes 188 amino acids. NCBI's taxonomy places the organism in Eukaryota, Cryptophyceae, Pyrenomonadales, Geminigeraceae. The transcript has 7 exons.